UUUGUGAAACUUCAUGAGCUUCAUCUCAUCUUUCAUUUCUCCACUAAAAAUAUGAACAGAUCUUGCCAUUCUCUUCUUCUCCUCCUCCUUUUUCUUCUCUCUUUUCUUGCAUUCAUAUCUUCAGCUUAUACCAAGGAUGUGGCAGAAGAGGUUGGAAUGAGUUUCGCUGUUCAAAAGUAUAAGCAUAAGCAUUCUGGGUUCUCACAGGCAGAGUGUCCGGGGGCAUGCAAAUUCCGUUGUUCGAAAACACAAUACAAGAAACCAUGCUUGUUUUUCUGCCAGAAAUGUUGCUUCAAAUGCAAGUGUGUUCCUCCAGGGACUUAUGCUCACAAAGAGGUUUGUCCUUGCUACAAUAACUGGAAGACCAAGAGCGGAGGACCCAAAUGCCCUUAAAUAUUAAUAUAUAGAUAUAUUUUGAUCACUAUGUGUUUUUUCUUUGACUUAUAUAUGUUAUAAAUAUUUGAUGAGAAUAACUUCACUCAUUGCUUCAUUAUAUAUAGUUUAUGCUUUGCUUUUUGUAUUAAUGGCAUCAUGCUGGUGUUUCUAACUAGCUUUGCCUGUGUUUGUGCUCGAAGAACAACAACUCAUUGUGCUUUGGAUGUUUUAUAGAAAUAAAAUAAUUGUUCUCUUAGUA
Molecule: messenger RNA, 634 nt
Organism: Dioscorea cayenensis subsp. rotundata (Guinea yam)
Lineage: Eukaryota; Viridiplantae; Streptophyta; Magnoliopsida; Dioscoreales; Dioscoreaceae
Product: gibberellin-regulated protein 12-like
Exons: 4
Coding region: 52-393 (113 amino acids)
Source: RefSeq, a predicted model, not a curated record